Messenger RNA from Lodderomyces parapsilosis, 1746 nucleotides. Its product is annotated as Gly-Xaa carboxypeptidase. Gene Ontology annotation, cellular component: fungal-type vacuole lumen. Gene Ontology annotation, molecular function: metallocarboxypeptidase activity. The record is from RefSeq and is a predicted model, not a curated record. NCBI's taxonomy places the organism in Eukaryota, Fungi, Ascomycota, Pichiomycetes, Serinales, Debaryomycetaceae. The transcript has a single exon. The coding region runs from base 1 to 1746 and encodes 581 amino acids.
AUGAUUGGAUUACCAUUGGACGGUGAAGCCACGACAAAGAGAAGAAAGUACACGAUCAUUGGAGGAUUGACUUUCAUCGUUUUACUAGUUGUUUUCUUUUCAACAAACUUGUUCAACUAUUUCAAGAUUGCAAUCACGCCAAUUCCUGAUGGAAACUCCAACAUCUGCCCCUUGCAAGAUUUGAUUGCCCCUCCCUCAUUCCACAAGGACAACUCUUCUGUGUUGAAUAUCUUGCAUGAUUCAAAGUACAGAAAACAAUCAAUUGAGAGAUUAUCUGGAGCUAUUCAGAUUGACACUCAAAUUUUUGACAAUCAACCUGAUGUUGAUGAUGCACCUGAAGUGUGGUCAAAAUUCAAAAAGUUCCACAAGUACUUGCAACAUACCUUCCCCUUGGUAUACGAAAACUUGGAGGUGACUACAGUCAACACCUAUGGGUUGGUUUAUACUUGGAAAGGGGCAAACAAAAAUCUCAAACCAAUCUUGUUAGCUGCUCACCAAGAUACAGUCCCAGUUCAAAAGGAUUCUUUGGAUCAGUGGACUUAUCCUCCAUUCGAAGGACAUUACGAUGGAGAGUACAUCUACGGUAGAGGUGCUUUUGAUUGCAAGAACAUAUUGAUUGCUAUUUUGGAAACAUUGGAGCUUCUACUCAAACAAGGUCACAAUCCAAGUAGAACCAUUAUUGCGGCAUUCGGAUUUGACGAAGAAGGUGUAGGUUCAAAUGGGGCACUUUACAUUGCCAAAUAUUUAGAAAAAAUAUGGGGCAAGAAUUCAAUUUACGCUAUAAUUGAUGAAGGCACCGGUUUGAGUACUGAUGCAUUCACUGACACUAUUAUUGCUACUCCAGUAACAGCCGAAAAGGGUCGCCUGGAUAUCUAUGUCGAAUUAUUGACACCAGGAGGUCACUCAUCCAUCCCACCUGAUCAUACAUCAAUCGGAAUCAUGUCUGAAUUAGGUUACAUCAUUGAAAAAGAUCCAUUCAAACCCGAAUUAACCGAUAAAAACCCAACACUCAAAUAUUUUCAAUGUCUUGCUCUACAUGACCCUAAAAAGAAAAUUCCAAAAACGUUCAAAAAGGUCAUCUUGAGAGCCGGGUUCGAUAAAUUUGCAAACUCUAAGUUGGUUGCCAAGAUUACGCAGAACUUGUGGUUUAGAUACUUACUCUCUACAUCGCAGGCGUUGGAUAUUAUUAAAGGCGGGGAGAAAGUUAACGCGUUGCCUGAAGACACCAAAUUAGGUGUGAAUCACCGAAUCUCGGUCGAUUCUAAUGUGGCUUAUGUCAAACAUCACUUCACUGAACGUGUAGUUGAAGUUGCCAAAAGACAUGACUUGAAGGUAACUGCAUUUGGUUUAACAGUGUAUCAACCUCCAAAAGGUACCCCAUAUUCUGGUGAGUUCAAAAUCACUGGUGAUGCUGGUUUAGAGACGGCACCAGUGACACCAACUGAUGACACAGUUUGGUCGUAUUUGUCUGGUGUUACAAGACACGUGUUUGAGGAUUUAGUGUUUACCAACUUGACAUAUCCAAUCGUGGCCGCGCCAUCUCUUAUGACGCCAAACACUGAUACGAGAUACUAUUGGAAUUUGACAAAACACAUUUUCAGAUAUUCGCCAUUUUAUACUGCCAACCUUUUGGAAAAUGGAAUACAUUCAGUGGACGAGAAAUUACAGUUUGAUGCGCAUUUGCAAUUACAUGCUUGGUUCUAUGAAUACUUGCAAGCUAUCGAUACUGCCAAAGCGGGCAACUAG